Chaetomium fimeti is the source of this 552-nucleotide messenger RNA. Its product is annotated as peptide methionine sulfoxide reductase MsrA. The record is from RefSeq and is a predicted model, not a curated record. The transcript is spliced from 2 exons. NCBI's taxonomy places the organism in Eukaryota, Fungi, Ascomycota, Sordariomycetes, Sordariales, Chaetomiaceae. Bases 1 to 552 code for a protein of 183 amino acids. Gene Ontology annotation, molecular function: peptide-methionine (S)-S-oxide reductase activity.
AUGAGCGCCACCCCCGUCACCAUUCCCGAGGGCGCCGAGCGCGCAACGGUCGCCGCGGGCUGCUUCUGGGGCGUCGAGCACCUCUACCGCAAGCACUUUGCCGACAAGGGCCUAUACGACGCGCGCGUGGGCUACAUCGGCGGCGACGCGGCCGACCCGUCCUACCAGGCCGUGUGCAGCGGCAACACGGGGCACGCCGAAGCCACCCUCCUAAUCUACGACCCCACCCGCCUCUCCUACAGCACCCUCCUCGAGUUCUUCUACCGCAUGCACGACCCGACCACGCCCAACCAGCAGGGGCCCGACCGGGGGUCGCAGUACCGCAGCGGCAUCUUCUACCACGGCGCCGAGCAGGAGGCGGUCGCGCGCGACGUGACCAGGCGCGCGGGCGAGCAGUGGUGGGGCGGCGGCAGCGGCAAGAUCGUGACCGAGCUGCUGCCGGCGCAGCAGUGGUGGGACGCCGAGGAUUAUCAUCAGCUGUACUUGAGCAAGAACCCGCAUGGGUAUGAGUGCCCGAGCCACUUUUUGAGGCCGUUUCCGGAUCUGAAGUGA